Messenger RNA from Dicentrarchus labrax (European seabass), 6658 nucleotides. RefSeq names its product rho GTPase-activating protein 27. Gene Ontology annotation, cellular component: cytoplasm. NCBI's taxonomy places the organism in Eukaryota, Metazoa, Chordata, Actinopteri, Moronidae. The record is from RefSeq and is a predicted model, not a curated record. The transcript has 21 exons. The coding region runs from base 218 to 3454 and encodes 1078 amino acids. Gene Ontology annotation, molecular function: protein binding. Gene Ontology annotation, biological process: regulation of GTPase activity; signal transduction.
AGGGCCAGAGAGAGAGAGAGAGAGGAACCUGUUUCUGUGAUUUGGACUCGCCCCUUCAGGAAUAGAAGAGACAAAAACACACAAAGAGCAGGAUGGUUGGAUCUGACUUUUACUGCCGGGGGCUGAUGAUCAGGUGUGACCUUUGACCCCUCACCUUCAGAGUAACCUGCCCAUCUUCCUGAAGGGGGCGGGGCCUAAGAAGCCCAGCGCCGUCACCAUGGCAAUGACCUCCUCCCAGCUCGGCAGAGGUCUGGGUCUGGUUCUGGUGGAGUUUCCGUAUGAGUACCAGGGUAGAGACGGGGUGCUGGUCUCCAUCAAACCCAACGAGCGCUACGUCCUGCUGGCUAAGACCAAUGACCACUGGUGGCAGGUCUGCAGUGACCACGGUUCUAAGCCCUUCUACAUCCCUGCUGAGUAUGUGAAGGAGCUGCCGCCGGACUUCCCCUCCCCUCUGGACUUUGCCAAUCCACCCAAUCCUGAACCGGUGCUUCCGCUUCCUGUGGCUGCACCGGUCCCAGUCCCCGUCCCUGUUCCAAAGAGUCUGGAGGAACCAAGCCCAGGACCAAAAACCAAACCGGGGGACGAGGUGACGAUCCGGCUCAGACCUGAUGCUUCAACCACAUACCGCAAGACUGAGAACCGCAUGUCCACGUUUGGUGUCCCACUGGACUUCCAUGACCUGUCUCUGGUCGUGCCAGCCCCACGUCACCCCAGCAAACCUCCUGUUGGUCCCGCAGAGACGGGGACCACAACCACCAGUGGGACUACAAAUGUGACCAAUGAUGCUCUGAACAAAAAUCACCUUCCAGGUUUCCUGGAUGACGACAAGGACUCUGGGAAGCAUCGAGUCCCAAGUUUCAGUCCAGCAGACCCCCUCUCUACAUCCCGGCCCCAAACCCAGCCCAUCCCUGUGGAAACGCCGGUGGUCCCUGUGGUCCCUGUGGUCCCCCCCAAUAAUGACAGCACGCCCUCACCAUCUGCAGGUCACCACGACGACCAGGAGUCCCCGAUAGAGCCAGAGGAGGAGGAGGAGGAGGAGGAGGAGGAGGUGAGCAUGCAGGAGAGCACCGGCGAGGAGGAUUCACUAAAGGAGGAAGAUUCAAACCACAUCUAUGAGUCCAUCCAGGACCUGAACCUGGACAUAGAGACUCUGAUUGGAGGAAGAGUGAGUCCUGGAGCUCCGCCUGAAACUGCACCUGCCCUGCCGCCCACACAGGAGCACAGCUCUCCCGACCCUAAAUCUCUCAUCUACGCCAACGUCUCUAGUCUGAAGAAAACUGUCCCUCAGAUCUCUGUCCCUGGCCCCACCCUCCCCUCAUCACCUCCUCCUGACCACACCCCCUCUGUUCCAGACCACACCCCUUCGUCUUCAGCCUCCUCCUCCUCUGAGAUGAUAAGCCCCACUUCCCCACUCAGCCCACAGGACGGAUGGCAGGUGCACACUGACCAGGAGAGCGGGAAGGUCUUUUAUUUCCAUCCGGUCACCAGACAGACAAGCUGGUCCAACCCCCGUGGCCCUCCACCCCCACCCGCUCGAGACAUGGACCAGUCCAAGGGGAGCGAGGGGGGACAGUUGACCUCGCCCUCCCCUCUACUCUCCCCCGCCUCCUCUCAGGGUUUGUGUGGUUGGGAGCAGCUGGUGGACGAAGUCUCAGGGAGAUUUUACUACUACAACCCUGCCUCUGGGGCCACGUCAUGGGCCGCACCAGAGCCACUGUCCCCCUCCUCACCCUGCUCCCCUCCGGGAUCCAGAGCCAACAGGAGGCAGGAUGACGGCCCGCCUCCGCUGCCAGAGGAGGAUUAUCCUGUAGACGCACAAAAUGACAACGACGCUGUCUUCACAACGAACCCUCAGAAGCAGCACGUGAUUCCCAGAGCUCAGCUGGACCCAAAAGAUGGAAACAGCUCCCAGUGGAGGCAGCAGGAGCUUCCACCUUUGCCCCAACGGAUGAUAGGAAAUGGAGUUUCUGAGGAUGGAACAACUGUGCAGGUCAGGAACUGGAGACACAGUGUGGCUGAAGACACAUUUGCUCCUAGCCACAGGAGGAUCGUCUCAGACUUCACUGAGGUCAACAGAAGACAGUCUCCCGACAGCCCACAGCUUUCUGAUAGGCACAGGCUGAAGAGGAAUCUAUCCAAUCGGAGCACAGGCUCCCACCAACUAAAUUGCCAUCUCCUGGAGAAAGCAGGAAUCAUCAACAAGACCAAAGUAGCCGAUAACGGCAAAAAGAUCAGGAAGAACUGGAGUCAGUCCUGGACCGUCCUCCACGGAGGGAUCCUCACCUUCCACAAAGAUCCCAAAUCUGCUCCCAGUGGGAACGCUAGUAAGUCGUCACAGAUUGUUCCAGAGUACACUGUCGAGCUGAGAGGAGCCUCAGUGGCCUGGGCCUCCAAGGACAAGUCAUCCAAGAAGAACGUUCUUGAGCUGAAGACUCGUCAGGGCUGCGAGUAUCUGAUGCAGUACGACACCGAGAGCAUCAUCACCGAUUGGUUCAAAGUGAUGCAUGACACCAUCAGACAGCUGGAACAGGAUCACCUGUCGGAGGACGAGGACGAAGCUGCUUCAGACAAAGAGGACAAAGACAGGAAGAGGACAUCGACCAGGAGUUUAUCAGGAACAGCCGAGUCUGAGCAGAGACGAGUUCGGACCAAACUGCGACGUUUCCUCCAGCGGAGGCCGACGCUGCAGAGCGUUAAAGAGAAAGGUUACAUCAGAGACAACGUGUUCGGCUGUCACCUGGACACACUCUGUCACAGAGAAAACACCACCAUUCCCAAAUUUUUGGAGAAGUGUAUCAGAACGGUGGAGAGGAGAGGUCUGGAUGUGGACGGGAUCUACAGAGUAAGCGGAAACCUGGCUGUGAUCCAGAAACUACGACACAAAGCUGAUCACGGUAACAAACCAACGCUGUCAUUGUAUGCAGACGAUGUCCUGCGUUACGUGGUUGAUGUAAUCACACUGUGUUCAGUCCAGAGAGAAGCUGCAGCAGAAGGUUGUUCUUCUUAUCUUCAUAAUAUCUCUGUUGUCCUUGCAGAGGAGCAGCUGGACCUGGAGGACGGACAGUGGGAGGAGAUCCAUGUGAUCACCGGAGCCCUAAAGCUUUUCCUGAGGGAGCUUCCAGAGCCGCUUUUCCCCUUCAGCUGCUUCGACAAAUUCAUUGCUGCCAUCCAAGUCCCAGACUACAGCCUGAGAGUCUCCUACAUGAGGGACCUGGUUCGCUCUCUGCCUCUGCCGAACCAUGACACUAUGGAGCUGCUGUUCAAACACCUGCGGAGAGUGGUUGAGCAUAAGGACUCCAACAGGAUGUCGGUUCAGAGCGUCGCCAUUGUGUUUGGCCCCACGUUACUCCGCCCCCAGACCGAGUCUGCCAAUAUGACGAUCCACAUGGUGUUCCAGAGCCAGAUAGUGGAGCUCAUGCUCAACGAAUUCCAGACUGUCUUCUCCCAGAGGUAGAGGGAACCUCCUGGAAGACCUCCAAACUUCACAAGACCUGCCAAAUAUCUUCAGAGAACCUUCUCGAACUUUGGAGCUAAACAUCACCUUUGACUGAACUGCCAGCUAUGAUGCCCCUUUUUUAACCACUGUGCCUUAAACGACCCAAAUAGAACUUGAGUGGAACCACCUAGAACCCUGGACUCUUCUUUCAAAGCAACAGACCAAAUGGAACAUAUUUCCUUUGCACCUUAAAAACCACAAAGACUUCUCACUUUAAGCAAGAUCUCUUCCAACAAAUUCCAGGUCCUCCGAGAACAUUGUAGAUCUCUGGAACCAAACAUCGUCAUUUCAUGGAGGAUUGCAGCAGGAAAUGAUCAUGCUAGAACCUGAGUGAAACUGUCUUGAACCCUGGACUGGUUUUUAAACCUUUAACUUGAUGUUACCAAUGCAAAGGAUCAGCAGAAAAACUUGUUCCAGAGCUUUGUAGAUCUCAGGAGCCAAACCAAUCCUCCUCUGUGUUGUAACUGAUUCAGGUAGAACUUAGGUGGAACUAUAUAGGACCCUGGACUUCACUGCUCUUUAAAGGUAACAAAACUUUAAUCAGCCCUUAAAACUCACAUAUUUCUCACUUUGAAACAAACUGCUCCAGAUUUGUCUGAAACCUCCAAAAACUCUGGACCCAAACAUCAUCUGCUGCUUUUUUAAAAUUGUGUGGAUACUAAAAUUGGAUGUUGGACCUGAAAUCUGUUGAGGACACAAUGCUCUCACUACGAGACCACCUAACUUUAAACAAUACUGAUAAAAUAAAAACCUGAUUUAAAUAAAACCUUCACUAGCGCCAUCACUCUGCCGUCAAGGCAACAGACCAAACAAAAUACACCUAUUUGACACCUCAAUAAAACCCAAAACCAAUACUUAUUUUGGGGAACAACUAUCCACACAGGUUCUAGAUCCUUUAGGAACCUUGUAGAAACUCCUUUCUUUGGACUCCUGUGGAUAUUGGAGUUCACUUCAUAAUACUUUUGUCUCACCACCAGACCACCUACCCUUAAAUAACCGAAGUGGAACCUAAGUGGAACCACAUAAAACCCAGGACUGGGUUGAACCAGCUGUGUGUGAGUUCUCUCUUUAGUCAGGGUGUAAAGUCAUCUCUGGAUGAUCAAUAACUAGUUAGUUUGUAAAUAAAUCAGCUCUGAAAUCAGUUGCACCACGAUUACUUGGAGCAUAACUGAACUAGUUUGGACAUAAAAUCAUAACUAAGGCACACGACCAAUCAACGAUCAAAGAAAUUCUUUCAUCACCAUGGUUACUGUGCACAUUAGCUCACAUGAGCCACUAAGCAUUGUAACACAUUGUAGUUAGCUAGAUCAAUAUUGAAAUAUCAUAUCAUUAAUUUAGGUCUGUACUUGAUUACUGUGUCUCAAAAUGGAAGACUGCAGUUUCACCAUCAGUGAGUUUAACUCUGAUAUUUUAUGAUUUACACUGCCUCAGAGGAUGUGUAACUAUUUAGUUGUUACUCAGAGUGAAGUUGCAACUUCUCUCUUUUUACUUUUGAAUUGCAUAAAUCACAACUUAAUAAUAGAUUAUAAUAAUACAUUAUAACGAGGCUGAGUUUGAACUUACACACAGCUGCUGCUACAGACUGCUUGGAUCUAGAGAAAUGAAAAGCUGGAAUAAUGCAACAUACCAACAAUUUCAUGUGCCUUCUAGGAACCUCAACAAAAUAAAAUUUUUACUACCUUAAAAGACCUCCAUGACCCGUCGAUCUCCAGUGCUUUUCUGUUCUUAUAGAUAUAAUUGUUACAGAUGUUACGGUGUUUAAAGGUCUCCCUCCUCAAAGAAUACAUCAAACCAAAAAGGAUUUAUACACUUCAUGUGGAAAUUUUAUGACACUUAUGCCACUAACAUUGAUCAACUGAACACCAGUGUUCACAUUCAGAUAAAAAGUCAAGAGAGGAAAGAACAGCUCAGCAGCUUUAGGUUUCCCAAACAAACUGAACAAACAAAAAGUGUAAUCUCUCAUUGGAUUCUUCUUUUCUUUUAUUGUCAUAUUGUUUAAUUAGUUGAUUAGUAUAGGACAGAAAAGAUUUGAUUCUGAAGUCUUACCUGCUGACUCCAGUGUUUAAUCUCACAGUGUCAACCAGACUAGUUUGUAUCACAAAUAUCUGCAUGUUGUUCACAGACUGGAGUAUCAGUAAGUGAGUAAGAGCUGAUGUGUUCCCCGUAUCGAUCAAUACAGAAACCAGAUUUGCACAGAAAACAAAUUUUCUAAAUCAGUGUAUGUUGAUACCAAAUAUAUGUUUUACUAAUCAGCCCCUCCAAGAUUUUGUUUUUGGGAUCAUUGCAACUUCAAAUUCUUGUUUUUACAGAAGCUUUUCUAAAUCAAUUGCGAUGCACAUUCUGAUGUUUUAGCAUUUUUUUUGGAACUACAUUGCAAGAGAAAGUUAAAAUUGCAAAAGUGGUUGUGAUUUUUUAAAAUAGAUAAUUUAUUAAAAAACAAAAGCAACUUAUUCCAGUGAGAAUAAAAUAUCCAAUAGUUUGAUGUAUGGCUCAGUGAUGGGAGUGGGGAUCUGCUGUGAUAGGUGAAAAUUGCGGAAAAGUUGCAAUGAUGCACAGAAUUCACAGGGAUUAAUUGAACUUGUGUUGUGCUCACCACAUUGGAACUUCCUGGAGGGACUGACUAACAUUUGAAAUGAACAAGACCAUCAUCGUAUUCAACACUGGAUCUUACAGUUUCGAGCAAUUGAGCCAAGUUCUGUUCUAGACUCAAAUGAGUAAUGAUCAAAUUUCUUCCAGUGUUUAUGCUAAGCUAGGCUAAACACAUCCUGGAUCUAUCUAUUCAUAAACAUCUGAGUCUGGAGAAAAAUCAGUCAAAUAAAUAAUAAUAAUAAAAAUUCUAAUAGGAAGUUCAGAGGACCCAGGAGGCUUCCCCGAGGAACUCCACAAGUUAUUGAGGACAAUGAGGAUAUACACAAAUGUUUGUGGGUUUUUUACGGGAUGAACUUUACAGGGACAUUUUUACUGUUUGUGUCCUGCUGUAACGAUAAAUUCUAGAAAUGAUCAACUGUACAAUGCUGUAUGUUUUUAUAGUAUUGAGUUUAUAUGUAUAACAGAUAUAGAACAAAGUUAACACGGAAAGUUAACAUGGAAAAUUAACAGAUUAAACUCUGUACAUAAGAGGUUAUUUUACUGACAUUCAAUAAAAAUAAAACUGUCUCUGUA